This is a messenger RNA of Rubroshorea leprosula, 3581 nucleotides long. The record is from the annotation of a GenBank genome assembly. NCBI's taxonomy places the organism in Eukaryota, Viridiplantae, Streptophyta, Magnoliopsida, Malvales, Dipterocarpaceae.
GGGGUUUAGAGAGUAUUGUAUUGAAUAUCUUUACCUACCUACAUGAUCUUUAACUUGAGUUUUUGAUCUUUGAGAGAUCUUUACUUGUAAUCCUCUUCUUGUGCUAUUAGUGAGUGAUCUUGGGGAUGUGUUGAUUCCUUCAAGAGUGAUCUGAAGAGAGGAUCUUUGGGGUUAAAGUAUAAAGGGGUGAGAUUUGAGAGAAACCCUUCUUCUUGUAAAGGAUUGAGUGGCUCCUUUAAGCCACCAUUGUUUUUGCUAGUGGAGAGUGUGGAGGAAAUCCUUGGUGAGUGAAGCCAAGGUAGAGGACUAGGUUCAAAGUGGUUGGACCGAACCUCUAUAAAAUCAUUGUGCAAUCUCUUCUUCUUAACUCUCUCUUUAAUUUUUGUUUGGUGGUUGCAAAGAGGCGAAAAUUCUCCAACUCCAAUUCACCCCCCCUCUUGGAGUUUGUUGAGUUUGCUUCAUGUUGCGUCAAGUGGUAUCAGAGUGGGAAUGCAUAAUCCUGGUAUCAUAGUCGACAGGUCUGGAGGAAAUCAUCCCGAUGUCGCUGGAGAAAGGAUGAAGACGACUGCAGAUUUGGAGCGUAGAUUUGAAGGGCGACUCAUAGAGAUAGAAAGAAGUCUUGACAAGGUCCGCGCAAGUUUGUGCACUCUUGCAGUGAAUCUCAAUAGGAGGCUGGAGGUAGCAAGGGAUGCUGACCGAGAUGUUGCUCGAGAGUGCCUUGUUGAUCAGCACCAUCCUAUUAAUUGGAGGUUACAUGCUUAUGACGAUUUGAGUGAUGAUGAUGUUGAUGUAGCCCAACUGGUGGUGAACCGUGGGAACCUAAGGAACAUCAGGGGACGUGGACAAGGUUAUGUCGGAGGGUUCAAAGGUGGCUACGGAGGAGGAUAUCGAGAGAAUUACUAUGAACCAAAAGACUUUCAUCUGAAAGUCAACCUUCCUACUUUCGAUGGUUUUCUUGAUAUUGAGGAAUUUUUAGACUGGUUGUCAGAAGUAGAUCGGUUUUUUGAUUACAUGGACACUCUAGAAGAGAAGAAAGUGGAGUUUGUAGCCCAUCGGUUAAAGGGAGGUGUUGCCCUAUGUUGGGAUAAGCAAGUCUCUAGAUACCUUGAAGGGUUGCAACCAACAUUAAAAGAGAAAAUUAGUGUCCAGGUUAUACGAAGUGUGUCUAAAGCUCAAAACUUAGCUCACAAAGCUGAGGUAACGACAAAGGAGCAUCGGGGAAAAGGGGUUGAAUUUUAUCGAAAAGGUUAUAGCACUUCUAGCUUAAAGUUCGAAGAUGACCUCACCCACCCUACACAAAGUAAGCCGACAAUAGACAAGCCAGCAGUGAGGAACCAAGCAAGAAAGCAACGAAAGAGGCUGAAGCUUAUAAGAUUGAGUGAUUGUCCUCUUUGUAAAAAGGUGGCUUUGAUUGAGCAAGGAGAGGAUUUUAAUGAAGUUCUCUAUGACCCAAAUGAUGAUGGAAACUAUGAGGAAGAUGAACACGGGCAAACUUAUGUGAUCAAGUUUGGAGAUGAAAUAAAGGUGACAGAGCGGUGCAAAGUUCCAUUUUCCAUUGGCAAGUAUCGAGAUGAGUUUGGAAGGGAGAACGUUUAUCAUUUAAUCAAGGAAGCGGUAUGCUACACUUUGCUGCCUUUGUCAAGGAAACCAAAAGCAAAAUCUACACCACCAAACGCAGACAAAACAUUCUUGACAGUGGUUAAUCCAGGGAAAGAAUUUCUGGAGGAGUGCAAAGAGGCCAAGGAGGUUCACGUUUUGCUGGUGAAAGAGUUACUAAACCAAGCUGGGAAAGGAGAGCUUCCUAAGGAGCUGCAUGAGGCUAAGGUGUUCACCAAGCUUGACCUUCGAAGUGGCUACCACCAAAUUUGUAUUAGACCAGGAAAUGAGUGGAAGACAACUUUUAAGACUCGAGAUGGGUUGUACGAGUGGCUAGUGAUGCCAUUUGGCUUAAGCAAUGCUCUAACUCUUAUUACUGAGUGUAUGAAGAAAGGGAAGUUUAGGUGGGGAAUUGAAGAAGAAAGAAGCUUUGUGUUGCUUAAAGAAAAGCUUUACACAGCACCAAUCUUGGCUUUACCGGACUUUGGAAAGCUAUUUGAAGUGGAGUGUGAUGCUUUUGAAGUGGGCAUUGGGGUAGUACUUUUCCAAGAGAAGAGGCCUGCAGCUUAUUUUAGUGAGAAACUCAAUGACUCUAGGCGGCAAUGGACAACAUAUGAUAAGGAGUUUUAUGUUAUUGUGAGAGCCUUAAAGAUUUGGGAACAUUAUCUAAUUGGCAAAGAGUUUGUUCUAUACUCCGACCACCAAGCAUUGAGAUACUUGAAUAGCCAGAAGAGACUUAGCAGUGACUUACAUGCCCACUGGUCCUCUUUCUUGCAAAAAUUCCCUUUCAAGCUUAUUCAUAAAUUCGGUUCUCAAAAUCGAGUGGCGAAUGCUUUGAGUCGAAGGUCGAUGGUACUUGCAAUCUUGCAAAGUUUUCCAAAGUGGUGCAUUUUAUUCCUUGUAAGAAGACAGCGGAUGCCACAAAUGUUGCUAGACUCUUUUUCCGAGAGUGUAAUGCAUAGUGCUACAAGGAGAUCUCCAUUUUCCAUAGUAUACCAAAAAGUGCCUAAUCAUGCUAUAGACUUAGUGAAGUUGCUAGAAGUGAGGGGCAUUAGCACUGCAACAGCAAACUUGGCUAAGCAAAGCCAAGAAGUUCAAGCUGAGGUCAAAGCCAAGCUUGAGGUGACAAAUAGCAAGUAUAAGCAGGCAGCUAAUGUGCAUCAAAAGGACAAGGCAUUUGCAGUAGGGGAUAUGCUAAUGGUCUUUUUGAGGAAGGAAUGCUAUCCAGUAGUUACCUAUAAUACGCUGCUGCCACGCAAGUAUGGUCCUUAUAAGAUCCUCAAGAAAAUUAACAACAAUGCUUAUGUGGUAGACUUACUAGCAUCAAUGGAUAUUUCUUGAACUUUUAAUGUUGCUGAUAUGUUCCCCUACUUUGAUUCAAGUGAAUCACUUUAUCCUAUGGAUGUUGAUGGCAACUCAAGGUCAAGUUUUGUUCCAAGAAGGGGAGACUGACGUGGACAAGAGGCCAAGCCCAGUAGGAGCAGCUUGACUUUUAUAUUUAGACUAUUUAAUAGUUUAAAAUUCCUUUCUAGUUUAGAAGUUCUUUCUUUAUUUGGAGUUAUAGUUUAGAUUUUCCUUUUUAAUUUGGGAAUUGCCUUAAACUAUUUAAGACCUUUGUAAGGCUAUAGCCGGAGGACAUUAUUUUUUAGAUUUAUUGGAUUUCUCUUUCCUAAGAGUUUGUCUCUUGUUGAACUUUCUUUGAGCCUAACAUGUUUAGGUUUAUUGAGUUUGCUUCACGUUGCGUUGCAAAUGGACCUGUCCAUCAAGAUCUUAGCUUUCUUAGAUGAAGAUGCAAACGAGAAUCAUAAAGAUGCACUUUUUGAUUUGGCUCAAAAUUCUUCCUUAGGAUUUGCUUGUCAUGAGCUGCUUUUGGUUUAGCCUUGUAGAUCCUAGCGUUAUCAUUUGCAUCGUUCCUCAAUUCUUCUAUCUUUGAGAUUUGUAAUUUUCUUUAGGUACCGGUAUUCAAAUCAAAAUUAAGUGCUUUA